CGGCAGACGACACCCGCCAGCGGCCGGGCACGCUCCGCGCUCACGCUCCCCAAACAAUGCUCCGGGGCGCCCGGCCCGGCGGCUGGCGGCGCGGCGACCGACGGCGAGGCCCGGGGAGCGUGGCCCCGAGUCAAAAAAAUCAGACUGUCAUUGAUAAAAUGCACCCGUCCCCUGGAGGGGUAGACCUCUGAUCAGGCAAGUGUUCUGCCUUUCCAGGAAGCCGCUCUGUGACCGACAUCUGCCUCCUGCAAGACCACGCCAGAGAGCUGGGUGCAAGAUGAGCCAGCACGUCGUCUGCUUAAGAUACACCAGGCCAUCCGAUUGAUCCCUGAGAGCCCGAAAAUGUCUGCGUGCAGUGACUUUGUGGAGCAUAUCUGGAAGCCCGGGUCCUGCAAGAACUGCUUCUGCCUGCGGAGUGACCACCAGCUGGCACCCAGCCAUCCCCAGUCGCGAGCAGGCAGCCUGCCCCCUCCACCCCACCUGCCCCCCAGGCCUGAGAACUGCCGCCUGGAAGAUGAAGGUGUGAACAGCUCGCCCUACUCCAAGCCCACGAUUGCCGUGAAGCCCACCAUGAUGAGCUCCGAGGCCUCUGAUGUGUGGACAGAGGCGAGCGUGGGUGGCGACAUCUCACAGGUCAUCUGGAGACGAGUCCCUGGCAAGCUCCCCGUCCCGAAGCAGGAAGAUGUGCCCAUCGUUUUCCUGGGCAGCUUCCGUGGUGCCCAGAAGCCUCCUGGGCCCCCUGCCCCCGCAGAUGGCCGCUCCCGCUGCGCCCCUGCGUACGCCAUGGUCGGCCUGCACGGCCUAGAGGCUCGGGGCGAGCGCAACACCGCCUUCCGCCCAGUGACUUGCCCCGGUGAGAAGGCUGGGCGAGAAGAUAAAUCCACGUUUCCCUACCAGGAGCGGACCUCCACUCAGGAGAGCUCCCGCCGGAAACUGGCCGCCUUUGAUGGGAUGACAUCUCGCUGUCACAAGGGCCCCGGGCCCUGCCGCUCUCCACAGCCCCUGCGGGGGUCCCUGCCCUCCGAGGAUGACAGCGAUCAAAGGUGCUCACCCUCAGGGGACAGCGAAGGGGGAGAGUAUUGCUCCAUCCUGGACUGUUGCCCCGGGAGCCCUGUGGCUAAGGACACCUCGCAGGCUGCAGGCUCCUGGCGCAGACGCGGCAGAGGGGACAGCUCACCAACGCGCUGGGAGCAGGGGACAUGUGCGGGGCCAGCUGGGGACGACAAGCGGGGUUUGAGCUUCCCGAGGGAGAACCCGCCCGCCCUGGGCCCCAAGAAGCCGUCCCUUACCGUAGAGGCGGCAGGUUCUUCCGACGGCCUCUCCUGCGGCAGCGGCAGCAGCCGGGCCAGCAGCCCCUCGGCCGCCCUCCGGGACAGUGACUACUGCUCGCUCAUGAAGGAACCUGUGCUGGAGAAACAGCAGGGCUCUGGGUGCCAUGCCGCGACCUCUAGCAGGUGCCGUGGGCCGACUGGGGAGCCCCGGCCCCUGGCCCACCCCAGGGAGGUUGUGCAGCCUGAACCCAUCUAUGCCGAGAGCACCAAGAGGAAGAAGGCGGGUCCCGUGCCUUCCAGGCCUCCGGCCAAGGUGGAACAGGCAGCACCUGGUCAGGGCCAGGGCCGGACGGCUACCACCUGGGCUCAGAAAACAGCAUCUGCCUGGGGCCGGGACAGGGAAGGCCCAGAGGUGGCCCCCCAGGUGGCGGCCACCAUCACGGUCAUGGCUGCCCACCCAGAAGAGGAUCACCGGACAAUCUACCUGAGCAGCCCUGACUCCGCAGUGGGGGUGCAGUGGCCGCGCGGGCCUGGGAGCCAGGACUCUGAGGCAGGAGAAGAGGAGACUUCGGCUGGGCAGGGCCCGAGCUCCAGAGAAAGACACCGCCACGAUGCCAGCGAGAGCACAUCCAAGGGGAAGCCCGCCAUUCCCCCCAAGCUGUCCAAGAGCAGCCCCGGAGGGUCCCCGGUGUCACCGUCUGCCUCGCCACUGUCGGACCUCAGCGAGGGGAGCUCUGGUGGAGGCGGCACUGGGCCCCAGCCUUCCUCCAGGGGCCCCGCUGACCAUGCUUCCUCCUGCCGGACCAGUGGUGACUCCAACAGGUGUGCCCCGCCGGCCGUCACAGCCUCAGCCCUGGACCAGAGGCGGCCCCGGUACCAGACUGGGGCCUGGAGUCGGCAGUGCCGGAUAGAGGAAGAGGAGGAGGUGGAGCCAGAAUUGCUGAGCCAAAGCUGGAGAAGAGAGGUGGAAAAUGGCACCGCAGACCCCUCGAGCGCCGCCACCUGGCACCGUCUCCACCCCGCAGGCGGAUCCUCCGGGCAGAGCAGCAAACCUGGGACUGGGAUGAGCAAGUCAGCCUCUUUUGCCUUUGAGUUCCCCAAGGACAGAAGUGGGAUGGAGACAUUCUCACCUCCGCCGCCACCUCCAAAGUCUCGGCAUCUUUUAAAAAUGAAUAAGAGCAGCUCUGAUUUGGAAAAAGUGAGCCAGGGCUCUGCAGAAAGCCUGAGCCCAUCCUUCAGAGGCAUCCACGUCAGCUUCACUACGGGCUCUACGGACAGCCUGGCCUCAGACUCCAGGACCUGCAGCGAUGGAGGCCAGUCGUCCGAGCCUGCACACUCGCCCAGCAGCAGUGGGAAGCAGCUCUUUGCUCCUGUUCCCUUCCCCUCGGGCUCCACGGAGGACGUGUCCCCCAGCGGCCCCCUGAAGCCCCCACCUCUCCCGCAGAAGAAGCUCGUGAGCCGGGCAGCCUCUUCACCAGACGGCUUCUUCUGGACCCAGGGCUCCCCCAGGCCAAGAACAGCAAGUCCCAAACUGAACCUCAGCCACUCGGAAACCAAUGUCUGCGUCCGCGAAGAGUCUCCCUUCAGCUACUCCUCAAGCCCUGGGAACCGCCACCAUCAUGUCUUCUCCUCUUCUGAGCCACUGGAGAAAACUGUCAAAGGUAACAGCCCCUGGGCCCCAGCACCAGGGCUGGCGGGCAGCAGAAGUGGCUGUGGGGGCCCCAACCUCCAGGGCAGAGGGGCCCCCUCGGCCUCAUCCUCGCAGCUGAGCGUGUCCAGCCAGGCCUCCGGCAGCAGCGCCCAGCUUCAGCUACACAGCCUCCUGAGCAGCAUCGGCAGUAAGGAGAGCACCUACGCCAAGCUGGGGGCGCUCUACGCCCAGUCCCUGGCCCGCCUCGUGGCCAAGUGCGAGGACGUGUUCAUGGGCGGCCAGAAAAAGGAACUGCACUUCAACGAGAAUAACUGGUCGCUCUUCAAGCUGACCUGUAACAAGCCCUGCUGUGACUCAGGGGAUGCCAUUUAUUACUGUGCCACCUGCUCCGAGGAUCCUGGCAGCACAUACGCUGUGAAAAUCUGCAAAACCCCUGAGCCCAAAACGGCCUCCUACUGCAGCCCUUCUGUGCCCGUGCACUUCAACAUUCAGCAGGACUGCGGCCACUUUGUGGCCUCCGUGCCCUCCAGCAUGCUCACCUCUCCCGACGCACCCAAGAACCCACUGCCGGCCGUGCCCUCACACCCCCCUGCCCAGGAGCAGGACUGCGUGGUGGUCAUCACCCCAGAGGUGCCCCACCAGACCGCCUCUGACUUUGUGCGGGACUCAGCCACCAGCCAUCAGUCUGAGCCUGAGGUUUACGAGCGGCGCGUGUGCUUCCUGCUUCUGCAGCUCUGCAAUGGGCUGGAGCAUCUGAAGGAGCACGGGAUCAUCCACAGGGACCUGUGCCUGGAGAACCUGCUGCUGGUGCACUGUGCCCCCCAGGCGCCCGCUGUCACCCCCGCUGCCGCCCUCUCCUCUGCGACCUCCAGUGCCCCUCCCACCACCGCCUUACCCGCACCGGCAGCCAGUCCUGCCUCCUGCCCCUCUGCUGCCCCACCAGCGGGUGUCACUCCCAGCCCCCUGGCGGCCCCCACCUGUCAGGGUGUGCCCAGUGAGAAGUACUUGCCCAGGCUCAUCAUCAGCAACUUUCUGAAGGCCAAGCAGAAGCCCGGCGGCACCGCCAACCUCCAGCAGAAAAAGAGCCAGGCCCGGCUGGCCCCCGAGAUCGUGUCUGCCUCCCAGUACCGCAAGUUCGACGAGUUCCAAACAGGCAUCCUCAUUUAUGAGCUGCUGCACCAGCCCAACCCGUUCGAGGUGCGCGCGCAGCUGCGGGAGCAGGACUACCGGCGGGAGGACCUGCCCCCGCUGCCCACCCUGUCCCUGUACUCGGCCGGCCUGCAGCAGCUCGCGCACCUGCUGCUGGAGGCCGACCCCAUCAAGCGCAUCGGCGUGGGCGAGGCCAAGCGGGUGCUGCAGUGCCUGCUCUGGGGGCCCCGGCGGGAGCUGGUGGAGCAGCCCGGCUCCUCCGAGGAGGUGCUGCGCGGUGCGCUGCACAACUGGAUCGACAUGAAGCGGGCCCUGAUGAUGAUGAAGUUCGCCGAGAAGGCGGUGGACCGCAGGCGCGGCGUGGAGCUGGAGGACUGGCUCUGCUGCCAGUACCUGGCGUCCGCCGAGCCCAGGGCCCUCCUAGAGGCGCUGAAGCUCCUGCAGCUUCUGUGAGCGCCGCCCAGCCCCGCACUUUAGCUGCCUGACCCCCACUGGACCCUGUGCGCCGCCUUGCCUUGGAAACGUCUGUGUCUCCCUGGGAAAUGGUACAAACGACUGUCCUACUCGGAUGUAAUAUAUAUAUAUAAUAUAUAUAAAUAAUGACA
Manis pentadactyla (Chinese pangolin) is the source of this 4676-nucleotide messenger RNA. RefSeq names its product PEAK1 related, kinase-activating pseudokinase 1 (gene PRAG1). The transcript has 6 exons. Bases 343 to 4524 code for a protein of 1393 amino acids. Lineage: Eukaryota; Metazoa; Chordata; Mammalia; Pholidota; Manidae. Gene Ontology annotation, biological process: protein phosphorylation. The record is from RefSeq and is a predicted model, not a curated record. Gene Ontology annotation, molecular function: protein kinase activity; ATP binding.